GGGACGGGAACGGGAACGGGAACCGGCGGGGCGGGACGGGACCGGGACGGGACGGCCGGGCACCUGCCGAGCGCCUCUUUUGCACCCGCUUUGCGCCCCUUUUGCGCCCCCGCGAUGCGGAGCCCCGCCGCACUCCUGCUGCUGCCGUUGCUGGCCGGGUUGGGGAGGGCCCCGGCCCCCGACCCCCCCCAGGGCUGCGCGCGCGGCAGCUGCUACCCGGCUACCGGGGACCUGCUGGUGGGGCGAGCCCCCCGCCUGAGUGCCACCUCCACCUGCGGGCUGCACCGGCCCCAGCCCUACUGCAUCGUCAGCCACCUCCAGGAGGAGAAGAAGUGCUUCGUCUGUGACUCACGGCGGCCCUAUGAUGCCCGCACCAACACCAACAGCCACCGCAUCGAGAACGUAGUCACCACCUUUGCCCCCCGCCCCAAGAAAGCCUGGUGGCAGUCAGAGAACGGUGUGGAGCACGUCAGCAUCCAGCUGGACCUGGAGGCUGAGUUCCACUUCACGCACCUCAUCAUGACCUUCAAGACCUUCCGCCCUGCGGCCAUGCUGGUGGAGCGUUCGGCCGAUUUUGGGCGCAGCUGGAAGGUCUACCGCUACUUCGCCUAUGACUGCGCUGCCUCCUUCCCCCACGUUCCCCGUGGGCCCCCACGCCGUGUCGAUGACAUCAUCUGCGAGUCCCGCUACUCCGACAUCGAGCCCUCCACCGAGGGGGAGGUGAUCUACCGGGUGCUGGACCCCGCCAUCCCCAUCCGGGACCCCUACAGUCCCGCCAUCCAGAACCUGCUGCGCGUCACCAACCUGCGGGUGAACCUCACUAAGCUACACACACUGGGGGACAACCUGCUGGACACGCGACGGGAGAUCCAGGAGAAGUACUACUACGCACUCUACGAGCUGGUGAUGCGUGGGAACUGCUUCUGCUAUGGGCAUGCCUCUGAGUGUGCCCCGCUGACCGGGGCCCCUGCCACCACCGACGGCAUGGUGCAUGGGCGCUGUGUCUGCAAGCACCACACGCAGGGGCUGAACUGCGAGCGCUGUGAGGACUUCUACCACGACCUGCCCUGGCGCCCAGCCGAGGGCUCCAGCACCAACGCCUGCCGCCGCUGCGACUGCAAUGAGCACUCACGGCGGUGCCACUUCGACAUGGCGGUCUUCCUGGCCACGGGGAACACCAGUGGGGCUGUGUGCGACAGCUGCCAGCACAACACUAUGGGCCGCCGCUGCCACCUCUGCAAGCCCUUCUACUACAAGGACGCCAGGAAAGACCUGCGGGACCCCGCAGUGUGCCGAGCCUGUGACUGUGACCCCGAGGGCUCUCUGGAUGGGGGGCUGUGCGACGGCGCCGAUGACCCAGCCCGGGGGCUGAUCGCAGGGCAGUGCCGCUGCAAGGAGAAUGUGGCUGGUCCCCGCUGUGACCGCUGCAAACCCGGCUUCUUUGGCCUCAGUGCUGCUAACCCGCAGGGCUGCCAACGGUGCCAGUGUGACCCCCGCGGCACAGUGACUGAGGGUACCCGGUGCGACCCCAUCAGUGGCGAGUGCCUCUGCAAGCGGCUGGUGACUGGACGCAACUGCAACCAGUGCCUGCCUGAGCACUGGGGAUUGAGCCACGACCUCCCGGGCUGCCGGCCAUGCAACUGCAAUGUGGGAGGUGCCCGCGACAACCUGUGUGCAGUGGAGACAGGACAGUGCCGGUGCCGCAGCCACGUGGUGGGACGGCAGUGCAGCCAGGUGGAGCCUGGCUUCUACCACAUCAACCUGGACCAUUACACCUAUGAGGCUGAGGAUGCUCGGCUACAUCAGGGCUCAGUGGUGGAGCGUGAGCCCCCCACAGACCAGCCGGCUUCAUGGACGGGGAGAGGCUUUGCCCACAUGCUGGAGGGCAGCUGGGUGGAGUUUCACGUGAGUGACGUGCCUUUCUCCACCGAGUAUGACGUGAUCAUCCGGUACGAGCCCCAGCAUCCGGAGCCCUGGCAGGAGGUGAGGCUGAUGGUGCUGCGCCCCAGCCCCAUCUCAGCCAGCAGCCGUUGUGGAAACACCAUCCCAGCCGAUGACCAGCUCUCCACCAGCCUCCCCUCCGGAGCCAGGUACGUGGUGCUGCCCCAGCCUGUCUGUCUGGAGCGGGGUGUCUCCUACACCCUCCGCCUGGAGCUGGGCUGUGCUGCUACUCAGCAGGAUCCCACCGCCAGCGUGCUCAUCGAUUCGCUGGUGCUCCUGCCCCGUUACUCCUCGCUGGAGAUGUUCAUCGCAGGUGACCCCAGCUCCAUGGAGCGCCGGGAGACAUUCGAGCGGUACCGCUGUGCCCAGUCCUUCCACGCUGCAGGGCCCUCGCCUGUGGCCGAGCCCUGUUCCAGCCUCCUGCACAGCCUCUCAGCCAUCCUGCAUGAUGGGGCACUGCCCUGCCUCUGCAACCCCCAGGGCUCACUCAGUGCCGAGUGCCAGCCCCAGGGCGGGCAGUGCCGGUGCAAACCCAACGUCAUGGGACGGCGCUGCCACCGCUGCUCCCCAGGAACCUUCGGCUUUGGGCCUGGUGGGUGCCGAGUGUGCCAGUGCAGCAGUGAGGGGUCAGUGAGCACCGUCUGUGAUAGUGUCACGGGGCAGUGCUCCUGCCGCGAGGGUGCCCAUGGUUCACGCUGCGACCGCUGCCAGCCUGGCUACUGGGGCUUCCCCUCCUGCCGGCCCUGCCAGUGCAACGGGCACACCGAGGAGUGCGACCCCCAGACGGGCAGCUGCCUGCGCUGCCGUGACCACACAGAUGGUGAGAGGUGCCAGAGGUGCGCAGCUGGGCACUUUGGGAACCCGGCGCUGGGCUCUGGGCAGCAUUGCCGGCCCUGCCCCUGCCCCGAGGGGCCCGGCAGCCACCGCCACUUUGCCACCUCCUGCUACCAGGACAGCCGCUCCCAUGAGGUCGUCUGCCACUGCAGCCCCGGGUACACAGGUCCCCGCUGUGAUGAGUGCGCUCCCGGGUACUAUGGGGACCCACUGCAGCCUGGCGGGCGCUGCCUACCCUGCCAGUGCCACAAUAACAUUGAUGUGAUGGACCCAGAGGCAUGUGACCGGCACACAGGGCGCUGCCUGCGGUGCCUCUACAACACGGUGGGGCCAUACUGUGCCGAGUGCCAGCCCGGCUACUACGGGGAUGCUACGCGGCACAGCUGCAGGCGUUGCUCCUGCAAUGUGCUGGGCACCGACCCCAGCACCUGUGGGCCCCAGCAGUGCCAAUGCGACAGGCGCAGUGGGCAGUGCCACUGCCUACCCCAUGUGGAAGGCCAGAGCUGCGACCGCUGCAGCCCCAACUUCUGGAACCUGGGCAGUGGGCAGGGGUGCCAGCCCUGCGCCUGCCACCCCCAACACGCCCUGACACCUGCCUGUGACCAGUUCACGGGGCAGUGCUUGUGCCGGCCGGGAUUCGGGGGCCGGACCUGCACAGACUGCCAGGAACACUACUGGGGCGACCCACGGCAGCAGUGCCGAGCCUGUGACUGUGACCCCCGCGGCAUUGCCAGCACCCAGUGCCACCGUGGCAGUGGCCACUGCGACUGCCGGCCCGGCAUCUCAGGCAUCCGCUGUGACCAGUGCGCCCGGGGCUUUGCCGGCACCUUCCCUGCCUGCCAGCCCUGCCACCCCUGCUUCGGGGACUGGGACCGGGUGGUGCAGGACCUGGCUGCCCGCACCCGGGCACUGGCACAGCGGGCCAGCCUCCUGCAGCACACUGGGGCCACCGGCACCUUCGAGGGCACCUUCCGGCAGCUGCAGGAGAGUCUGGCCACUGUGCGUGACGUGGUGGCCGCCCGCAAUGCCACUGCCACCACGGCCACACACCUGACACAUGCCACGGAGGGUCUGCGGCGGCAGAUCGAGGAAGCGACAGAGAGACUGACGCGGCUGGAGGGGGAGCUGACGGCCACCCAGGAUGCGAACUUCAACGCCAGCCACAUGCUGAGUGCAGUGGACCGGGGUGCCCGUGCCUUUAACCACAGCCUGCAGGACCUGGAGCAGCAGCUGCAUGCCCUCAAGACCUCCAAUUUCCUGGGUGCCUAUGACAGCAUCCGCCAGUCCCAUGGGGAGUCGCGGGAGGCAGAGCACCAGGCAGAUGCCUCCACCCGUGCCAUACCCAGCCCUGUCAGCACCUCGGCAGCCACCCGGCGACGCACCGAGCAGCUCCUGGCCAGCCGGCGGGACAACUUCAACCGCCAAAAUGCAGCCAGCCGGCGGGCGCUGAUGGACCUGGCGGCGAGGGCACGGGUGCUGAAUCUGCACCCACUCAACGAGAAGGUGUGCGGUGCAGCUGGUGAUGUGCCCUGUGCCGAGAGCCCCUGCGGGGGAGCCGGAUGCCGGGACGAGGAUGGGACACGGCGCUGUGGGGGUCUGAGCUGCAGCGGGGCCGUCUCCACAGCUGACAGCGCGCUGGACCGGGCACACCAUGCCCAGGAGGAGCUGCGGCGGGCUGCCAGUGAUGUGGCCCAGCUCUCCCACAGGGUGGCCGAGGCCAAGGGGAAAGCAGAUGAGGCCCGAAUGCAGGCACAGGCAGCCCUGGAGAAGGCGAACCAGACCAGGGCCCGCGUGGAGAGCUCUAACAAGGAGCUGCGGGAGCUCAUCAGUCAUGUCAAGGCCUUCCUGAGCCAGGAGGGGGCUGACCCCGAGAGCAUCGAGGUAGUGGCCAGCCGGGUGCUGGAGCUGUCGCUCCCUGCUGCGCCGGCCCAGAUCCACCACCUGGCCGAGGAGAUCAAGGCACGGGUGCGCAGCCUGGCCAGCGUGGAUGCCAUCCUGGAGCAGACGGCUGGUGAUGUGCGCCAGGUCGGGCAGCUACUGCAGGACGCCCAGAGGGCCAGGUCACGGGCGGAGGGGAUGCGGGGCACAGCUGAGGCAGUGCAGCAGGCACUGGAGGAGGCGCGGCAAGCCCAGGGCAUGGCCGAGAAGGCGCUGCACCGUGCCACCGGUGACAUCCAGCACAGCGAGAGCGCCCUCGGCAUGAUGCAGGACCAGAUGGUGAGCACAGAGCAGCGACUAGCAGGUGCCAUGGGGAGGAUUGGACUCCUGGAUGGACAGACGGACGCCCUGAAGGUGAAACGUGCCAACAACAGCCUGGCAGCCACACGUGCCCAGGAGGCAGCUGGUGCUGCACGGGACCGAGCUGGCGAGGCCAAGCAGCAGGUGCUGGAGGGGCUGCUGCGGGACCAGUACCGGACGGCACAGGAGCUAGUGCAGCACCGGGCACAGGGUGCACAGCAGGCGGGCAACCGGGCACAGCAGCUGCGGGACAAGGCUGCCAGGCUGCUGCAGGAUGCUCAGGGCAAGCUGCAGCGGCUGCGAGUGCUGGAGGAGGCGUAUGAGCGCAAUGAGCGAGUGCUGGACGCCAAGGCAGCCCAGCUGGGCGGGCUGGAGGCCAGAAUGAGGGAGGUGCUAGCCACCAUCAACCAGCAGGUCCAGAUCUACAACACCUGCCAGUGAUCCCUGGAGGGGCUUGCACUCCCCACCCCAGCCCCCCAGCCUCUCCCACCCAGCCUCUGCCUGCCCCCGGAGCUGUGGGCAGGGUGGGGCCUGUGGGACACCCCCCUGUGUGAAUAAAGUUACAGAGCAAGA
Phalacrocorax carbo (great cormorant) is the source of this 5586-nucleotide messenger RNA. The record is from RefSeq and is a predicted model, not a curated record. NCBI's taxonomy places the organism in Eukaryota, Metazoa, Chordata, Aves, Suliformes, Phalacrocoracidae.